UUCCCGCAGCCAGGGUCCGGCCUGCGACGCCCCGUCCUGUCCAGGCCUGGACGCUGGCACGACACCUGUGACCUCACGCGCGAGCCCCGCGGCCGCAUCUGUCGUCACACCCGGUGGCCACGCUUGCCCGGACGGACACGCAGCCCGAGGACCCGGGCAGCGCGGCGGCCACCAGAAACCACGCACACGCGCGCGGGACCCGCGCCCCAGCACCACCGGGCGAACACCAGGGUCACGCGGCGUGUCCCCCGCGCCUUCCUCGUCCCAGCUGGUUCGUGGGUAGGACCACCCAUGGCGCCGCGCCCGGAGAGAGGAGGUUCCAGGCUGCGCUUCGGGGACUGGCUCCUGGGCGAGGUGAGCAGCGGCCACUACGAGGGGCUGCACUGGCUGGACGCCGCCCGCACGCGCUUCCGAGUACCCUGGAAGCACUUUGGGCACAAGGACCUGAGCGAGGCGGACGCGCGCAUCUUCAAGGCCUGGGCCAUGGCACGCGGGCGCUGGCCGCCCGGUGGCUGCAGCAACGACAGGGGCAGCGCUGACCACCCGCCGGAGAGCGCACACCGGGCCGGCUGGAAAACCAACUUCCGCUGCGCGCUCUACAGCACGCGCCUCUUCGUGAUGCUGCAGGACAACUCCGGGGACCCCCGGGACCCACAUAAAGUGUUUGGGCUCAGCUCUCAGUGGGGCUGCAGGGGUCAGAGCGCUCUCCAAGAGGAUGCUGGGGAGACUGUGCCCUGGCCGGGUGGGUCGAAGCCUGGACCCGGACCCAGGCUCCCCAGCGCCCCCGCAGGCCUGGCCAGCCCAGCGGGGGACAUCCUGAGUCAGGCCCUGGUGCAGAGCUGCCUGCAGGCCCCGCCGGUGGGAGAAGCGUGGGGGCUGGCGCCUGGGCGUGCUGCUGAGGAUCUGGCCCCCAGCUGCAGCCCGCAGCCCCCAUCCCUGCUGGCAGGUCCAGAGGCGGCUGUGCCCGUUCUCGAGUCCUGGCCUCUCGGGGUGGCGCCCUGCCCGGUGCCCUCCACACCAGCGGUGGGAGAGUUGCUGCCACGGGCUGGGCUCUGCGGCUUCCAGGUGGGGCCCCUGGAAGUGACCAUCAUGUACAAGGGCCGCACCGUGCUGCAGGAGGUGGUGGGACAGCCCCGCUGCGUGCUUCUCUAUGGCGCCCCCGGCCCAGCCCCGCCGCCCCCCGAGCCCCAGCGCGUGGCCUUCCCCAGCCCCGCCGAGCUGGCGGACCGCAAGCAGCUGCUGUACACGGAGGAGGUGCUGCGGCACGUGGGCCCCGGCCUGCGACUCGAGCAGCGCGGGCCGGAGCUCUGGGCUCAGCGCCUGGGCAAGUGCAAGGUGUUCUGGGAGCUGGGCGGGCCCCUGGGCUCUAGCAGCCCUGCCACGGCCCCCCAGCUGCUGGAGCGGGACCGCGACACCCCCAUUUUCAACUUUGGCUGCUUCUACCAAGAGCUGCUGGAGUUCAGGGCUCGGAGUCGCCAGGGUUCCCCCCGCUGCACCAUCUACCUGGGCUUCGGGCAGGACUUAUCGGCCCGGAGGCCCAAAGAGAAGCACCUGGUGCUGGUGAAGCUGGAGCCCAGGCUGUGCCGCGCCCUCCUGGAAGCCGCGCAGCGGGAAGGCGCCUCCUCCCUCAACAGCAGCAGCCUCGGCCUCUGCCUGUCCAGCGGCAACAGCCUGUACGAGGAGCUGGAGCAGCUGCUCAUGGACCUGGAGCAGCCACCCUAGGCCUCAGGAAGCUUCAUCGAAGCCCCUGAC
Molecule: messenger RNA, 1752 nt
Organism: Suncus etruscus (white-toothed pygmy shrew)
Lineage: Eukaryota; Metazoa; Chordata; Mammalia; Eulipotyphla; Soricidae
Gene: IRF7
Product: interferon regulatory factor 7
Exons: 10
Coding region: 292-1722 (476 amino acids)
Biological process (GO): immune system process; regulation of transcription by RNA polymerase II
Cellular component (GO): nucleus
Molecular function (GO): DNA-binding transcription factor activity, RNA polymerase II-specific; RNA polymerase II cis-regulatory region sequence-specific DNA binding; protein binding
Source: RefSeq, a predicted model, not a curated record